Messenger RNA from Rhipicephalus microplus (southern cattle tick), 4059 nucleotides. Its product is annotated as leucine-rich PPR motif-containing protein, mitochondrial. Lineage: Eukaryota; Metazoa; Arthropoda; Arachnida; Ixodida; Ixodidae. Gene Ontology annotation, cellular component: nucleus; mitochondrion. Gene Ontology annotation, biological process: regulation of mitochondrial translation. Gene Ontology annotation, molecular function: mRNA 3'-UTR binding; protein binding. The record is from RefSeq and is a predicted model, not a curated record.
AGAGCUUGCUCUCGCAGGCCCGAUUGAGGGUAUCAAGCACGCCGUAGGGCACCCGGCGAAGAAACAACCAUGGCUGGUGUGGUGCGUUCUGUGAAAAGCGUAACCAGAGUUUUGAGCGCUUGCCGACUGCUUCCACGAAUCGCGUACCCUGCUCGAGCGGCGUCGUAUUACGUGCGCAAAGAUCGGCAUGCGGUCAUCACGACUUAUGUCUCCGAACGGAGGGCCAGUGUGUUGGCAACGGCAAGCAGAGAGCUCCUCCUCUUCCUCCUCCUCUACGCAGUGGCAGGGCCACCAACUUGACAGAGCACUUCAACGCAUCGACAACGAGGUGCGCCGCACUGGCCGGGUGACACGCAAGGACUUGGAUGAUGUGCUGGCGCAGGCAGCUGCCAUCGGACGUCUCUCGGGUCCUCAGGGCCUGCUCCUGGUGCGCAUGUGCGGUGCCUUCCUGCGUGAGGAACCCCCGUCCGAGCGCCGGGAACUGGCUCGGGCAGUCUGGGAGAAGCUGCAGUCCCUCGGCUGCCCGUUGGACGCCAGCCACUACAACGCCCUGCUGCAGGUGUACCUCGAGAACGAGUUCUCCUUCUGCCCGUCCACUUUCCUGGCCACAAUGGAGGCCGCCUCCGUUCAACCCAACAGGGUGACAUUCCAGCGGCUGAUCCAUCGCUACUGCCAGCAGGGAGACAUUGCCGGCGCCAGCAAAAUACUGGAGCACAUGAAGAGCCAAGACAUGGCGAUCAACGAACGAGUCUUCAACUCGCUGGUCCUGGGCCACUGCCGUGCAGGGGACACCGACAAUGCCUGGAAUGUUCUGGAAGUGAUGAGGAAUGCCCAGCUGGAGCCCACCGCAGACACAUUCCACGCGCUGCUUGUUGGCUGUGCCGAGCGAGGUGACCAGGCGGGACUGGAGAGGGCGUUCCGCGAGGCUGAUCGGGUUGACACCUUCCUGCCGGACGAGCUGCUGCUGGACGUAGUGCGCGUUCUGGCCUGCGCAGGUCACCACGGCAUGAUCGACAUGUUGCUGGAGAAGACUCGGCGCCUGGCGGGCUACACCCAGGACUGUAUUAACGCGUGCCUGCAGCUACUGGCGCAGGGCCAGGACGAGGUCGCCUACCGCCUGCUCCUCACCAUGGAUUCGCCGCGCAACGAGUUUCACGGAAACUUUUUCGUCAGCCAGAUGGUCCGGCGAGGUCUGCCCCUCGAGCGUAUUCUUCACUACUGCAAGGACCUGCAGACUCGUGGCCUUAACAGCCGUGCACUGAUGCGCUGUGCCGAAGUGGCCCUCUCCAACCACCGCACUGAACUGGCCCUGCCGCUGCUUCGAGAGAUGCACCAGCAGGGGAUGCCGCUGCGGACACACUACUUCUACCCGUUGGUUCUGGCUCAAGGGAACAACGAGCAGGGCGUCUAUAAUGUCCUCAAGUCCAUGCUGGAGCUCGGAGUGGACGUCAACUUUGAUCUGCUGGCCGAGUACGUCUUCCCUGCUGUCAACACCGAGGACACUGCCACCGUGGUGGAGAAACUAAAGGGCCUGGGACUAAGCGUGUCUUCCAUCGUGAAUCCACUGGUCCUGUACCACCUCCAGACGCACAACUUGGAUAAGGCCCUUGCUGUCGCGGAGCAGUAUCCGGGUGAACCUGGUGGCAUCGGUGCUGGUGCCAUCUCUGACCAACUGCUAUCGGGAAACUCGCAAGGCUGUGCCCGCAGUCAAGCUGUUGUCCUCGAUACUGCAAGGCCCGGAGUCUACUGCCACUGGAACAAGUCGCACAGACUGGGCUGGAAAGUUCUUGAGCGAGUGUCUGGUGGAGCCAGCCCGCUGACAAGGUGCACAUCUCUCGCUCCGCAGCAGACACUGCUGAGGACACGCCACGGAAAAUCUCUGGGCGGUUCCAUCCUCGAUAUGCUGGACCAGAUAUCGGCGGAGAAACUGGACGAGUUCAGCGACUCUAGGCUACCUUCACAGAAUGACAUGGGCAUUGAGGAGUUGGAGGCCCAUCUGUUGGAGUUGCAGAGCAAAGGCAUGAACACCAGGGGUGCCCUUCGCCGGCUCCUACUGCUCCACUGCCGCUUCAGGCACGUAGAGCGGGCCCUGUCGGUGGCUGAGCAGCUACGCCAGGACAACUGCACCUUCACGGGUGCCAUGCACGCCCAGCUGCUCGAUCUGUUUGUGUCCAUUGGCGAUCUGGAGCGGGCGCGGGACCACCUGGAGCAGGUGUGGGAGGUGGACCCGUCGUUCCGACUGGACAACCACAAGCUGCUUGGCCUCGCCGCCCUCGAGGCCAGCCGAGGACACACCGACGAGGCCCUGCGCCUGCUGGAGAAUGACAAAGGACGCAGUAACGACGGUGACCGCCAGGGACAGCAGGCCGGUCUCGACCGCAUAGCCGCACGCCUGCUCACGGCCCUGGCGGACCAGGGCGGUCCAGUGGAGCGUGCCCUGAAGCUGCUGCUGGAGCGAUGCUGGGUGACUCCGUCAUCCACCCUGCUGGCGCCACUGGUGCGGGCGCACCUGGUGAAGGAGGACGUGCCGGGGGCCCUGAAGGCUUUUGAAGAGUGUGCCCGCCAGUACCGGCUGACGCCCCUCAAAGGGGAACUGUCGCGGCAGCUCAUCAACCAGGGACGCUCAGAGGAGCUGCAGAAAGUGGUGGACAUCAGCACCGAGGUGCACGGCGAGGCCAACACCCUGUUCGACCUGACCGCCUAUUUCCUCGAGUGCGGCCACGUACGCCAGGCGCAGAAAAUUCUCGAGACUCCCGGACUGCGUGCAAGGCAUCAGCGGCUCAGCGAGAUCUGCGAGAACUUUUUGAGGCGUGGCAUGGUGACGCAGCUGGAGCAGCUCGUUGCAAUCACGAGGAACCUCUUCGACGUCAACAGAGACAGCUUGUACCAGUCCCUGUUCAGGGCAUAUGAUGCAGCAGGGGACGCCGAUCGCGGCCUGGACGCCUGGGCCCAAAUGCAGGAGGAGAAUGUGCAGCCCAGCGCAAGCACGCUGCGACUGCUGGCCGCCCUGCUGCAGCGCCUCGGCCGUCCCGUCCCCUUCACGGUGCCUGCUGUGGAGGAGGGUGCGAAGCGGGACAGCUUUGGCACCCUCCUUACCUCGGACCUCGAUGCAGCGUUGGACCUCUGGCACAGGGAUGAAGUGUCCGGCAUGCAGAAGGGCUCCCAGCUGUUGCAGGCGCUGGGCCGGCAGGGUCGCACGCGGGAAGCCCUCCGGAUUCUGGAUCAGCUUACGGCGUCUGGCCAGCUGAAUUCUGUCUCAGCCCAAGCCCUGCGGCCCCUCGUCCAGCAGCUGGCAUCCCUGGGCGAGGUGGAGUCCCUGGUCAAGCUGCGCCCGCAGCUGCCCGAACGCCUUCUGCGGCAGCUGUCCUUCGACAACCAUAUCUGCAACGCUUACGUGCACAGCGGACGAGCAGCUGACCUGCUGUCCGAGCUAGAGAGCGCACCGGGCGAGUGGGCCGCCGUGGGACGCUGCCCGUUUGGUGGUCUCGUCGGUCUGCUCGCCCGUCACCCAGAGUUGGCCGACCGGGUGGAGGCAUUGGGGCGCACCUACGGCCCAGAGCACGACUGCUGGGCGCCCCUGAACUCUCUGUGGGCACACAGAGCACUUCAGCAGGACUAUGCGGGGGCCGACCAACUGCUCAAGGAGUUCCCGCAGCUGGGUCCGCAGCUUCUGUUCAUCCCGGUCAUGAACGAGUCCAGGGAGAAAGUCGAUGAACGCAUGGCCCAGUACCUGGUAGAUGUGGUGGCAACGCACUGUACCAACCCAAAGAUGCAGACCCUGGCACGCAGCAACUUGAUCCGUGUCCUUGCAUUGCAGGGUAGCCUGGACAAAGCCCUGCAGGUGGUGCAGUCAACGGACGAGGCCAGCGUGUCCCCGUGGGCGUUGGCCGAUACUGAGGGAUUCCUUGGUGGCCGCCUGGUAGGCCUGUGCCAUUCCAGGUGCCUCAGCGUGGGCAGCAGGAGGAGCUGCAGCUGGAGCAAGCACAACAUUAGGAUGUACCCCGUUCCCGGACCAUUAUGUAAAUAGAUCUAGUCGAUUAAAACAUUGUUCACUUAAAA